Heteronotia binoei (common prickly gecko) is the source of this 3177-nucleotide messenger RNA. RefSeq names its product vesicle associated membrane protein 5 (gene VAMP5). Gene Ontology annotation, biological process: Golgi to plasma membrane protein transport. The transcript has 3 exons. NCBI's taxonomy places the organism in Eukaryota, Metazoa, Chordata, Lepidosauria, Squamata, Gekkonidae. The record is from RefSeq and is a predicted model, not a curated record. Bases 280 to 615 code for a protein of 111 amino acids. Gene Ontology annotation, cellular component: plasma membrane.
UUUUCCGGGGCAAGCCGUGGGUGCGAGGAAAGCGAAAGUUAGCCCAGCAGCAGCGCUCGCGUCGCCUCGACGGAAGCAGCAGGUCGCUGCAGCGCAGACCCCCAGCCCGCCCGCUGCCUUUCUUGGACAGUCAGGCGCCUCCCUCUCGCCGGGCAGGAAAGCAGGAAGACGUUGCUGGGGUCCCAGAAGAGCCACGCGCCGGCCGGCUCCAACCGGUCUUACCUACUUCGCUGGACCGGAGCGACUUGGCCGCCUCUGCGCCGACUGCCAGCCCUGGCCAUGGGGGAAAACCAUUUAGAGCAGUGCCAGAAGGAGACCGAGGAAGUGACUCAGAUCAUGCUAGAAAACUACAGCAAGGUGCUGGAUCGCGAAGGCAAACUGAGCGACCUGGAUGACAGAGCAGAGGAGCUUCGAAACCAGAGUUCUGCCUUCAACAAGACCACAAAGACCAUAGCCCGGCAGGAACGUUGGAAGAACAGGAAAUUCAAGAUCAUCCUGGUGGCAGUGGUUAUUGGGGCUCUCCUACUUCUCAUCCUGGCAAUAGUUCUUGCCUUCAGUUUAGGCAGCUCUGGGAACCAGGAGGCUGCAGCAAAAACCAGCACUGGUGGCGACUGAGUGGAAAUUAAGACAACCAGAGAAUCUUCUUCACAAGACUCUCCCUUGACUCAGCAUGCCAAUGCUACUUGGGGCUUGAGCAGGACUUAUCAGCUACCUAGAGUUCCCAUCACAGAGUUGUUGCAGCAGCGGCAGCAACAUGUAGAUGCACAAGAGCUGUAACUCUUGGAGCAUUCAGUGCCCGUGUGCAUGUAAUGUGGCUCCAGCCAGGCAAUAUCUAUGCUCAGCCCUAAAUGGCACAACAUUGUGUGUUUGCAAUCCUGUUCAGCAGCAAUCUGUACUAUACAUUGAUAUAAAAAGUAAGAAACACCCUUGCAUUUUUGCAGUCAUGUUCAAGGAGAGAGACAGACAUGGUCCUGCCACCUUCCACUCCUGAAAGCUGCCAGUGGAAUUCGAGUGUAGAUUCUCUGUUUUUUUGUUAUAGGGAAGUUAGAAAGAGAAUUGCUUUUGGCAGAUGAAAGUGUAAGUGCCUUGAAAGGUAGAUAGUAGAUGGGUUUGAGCCAUAGAUUCUCUUUUGCAGCUCCCAUUCAUUUCAGUGCGGCUUAUACAGGAAAGCUUUGCCUGGGAUUGUGCCUCAUAUUAAUUAACAAGAGGGAAGAUCGCAUUUAGAUUUUCUGCACAAAAUGUCUUGAGCCAGCCCUGCUUUUUAAAAUACUCAACUAUAUUCCUGUUAUGGAUAUUUCUCUACAACUGGGAACAUGAAUGUUGCUUCUCAAUCACAUGAAGCAAUGACCCAUGUUUUCAGGGAUCUUAGGGAAUUUCACAGAUGGUCUUGAAGUUGGAAGGUUAGUGAUUAUGCUGCAGCAGAAAUUAUGCCUAUGUUCCACAGUAUUUCUCUGUUUGGUGCGUCAUCCUUUUAAACUUUAGUCACUUUGCUUUUUGUAGAAAAUGUGAAAAAUGGCACCUCUUGCAUAGGAAUCAAUUUUUCUGUUGUGUCUUUGGACAAAAUUCCUGUUUUCUUCUGUCUUAGCCAAUUUUUGCCAGGAUUUUUCUUUUUAAAAUGUGCAUAUCUAAAUAUUGCGUUAUUUUCAUUAACAUUUGUUUGCACAAAACUGCACAUUUAGUAUUCUCAUACAGAUAUAUUUUUCCUCCUCUGAUCUUGCACACAUGUGAAUAUUUAGAAAUAUAUAAACCAGGACUGUCUUCCUGUGCACAGAUCUGAAUUGUUUAAAAAUCAUAGAUCACGAAGCCCAUGUGCUUAGAGGAAGAAGUCUCAUUUUUUAAUAAUGGGGUGAAAUGCACAAUGCUCACAUGAAAUGUGCUGCACAGGGAUAAUAAAAUAAACAGGAGGAUUACAACCAGGGUGGAUUUGAUUUGAAUCAAAUGGAGUUAAGUUGUGAUAUAAAUCACUGAUCAGUAAGAUUUGUUUUAAAUAAAGGCUCAUUCUUGCUGGCCUUACCCAGAUGAAGGUUUUAUUUUAGUAUAAUAACUUUUCCAUGUUAGUUUUAGUUAUGUCAGAAAAUUAAUGAUUGGUUAUUGAAACAGAUAAUUGUGAAAUCAUUGCAAGGUGAAUGAUCUCUUGUUUAAUAGGUUAAUCAUUCCUAUUUGGACAACUUCUGCUGUAUUUUAAUUGGAAGGAGAAAAAUAAUCAUUAACACUAACCAUUUAUAUUGCUUUAUUUAACUGAAACAAUAACAUUAUAUAGCAUAUGUAUUCAUAUAUUUGCUUAAACAUCCAUGAAGAUACACUCACAAAGAUCUCAAGAUUUCUGGAAUAUUCUGCUCAACAAGUUUCACUGUCAGUUGUACUGCCUAUUCCUCCUUUCUUACAUAUAACUCUUAACAUCUCUUUUUUCACCCCAAUCUUAUAUUCAUUGAACUUCUUAAAACUUAGCACUUAAGAGAUAAGAGGUUGAAUCUGUGCAUAGAUUUGCAGAGGAUCAAUAGGACUGAGGUCUCUUAACUCUAUAUGUUUAUUUUAUAGCAUUUUUGCUGUGAAGAAGAGGCAUGUUAUCUCUGCAGACACAAAUUCACAGUUUUGGGAACCAAGCACCUGUGAUAUCAUCUUCUAGAUAGAAAAAUUGCCCAAAAUAAUCUUACAAAAAUCUCUGGGAGAGCAUAACAUUGUGAAUAGAUUAAUGGAAUUAAUUUACUGAAAUUUUUAAACACUGCAUGAAUGUAUAGUCUCAUGCUACAUAAUUAAAAAUUAAUCUAUAUUUCAUGAUGAAUAACCUUUGUACUAUAAUGUGUCUGAUUUUUUUAUUUUUUUAAAAAAAUAAUAAUUGAUUUUUAUCUACCCUGAUUACAACAGUGUUGUAAUCACACAGCCAAAACACACCUCUUUGCCAUACAAUUCUGCUCCCUGCAUACUUGUGCCUGAGCAGUUUCAGAUGUCUCUUCUACACAAAUGGCAAGUCAUAUAAUAGCUACAAUUUUUAUCACAUUUUAGAUAGGGUUGGCAGGAAACCUAUUCAGAUGUUCGUUUUGUUUUUAAAAAUAACUGUACCUUUUAACUUAUGUUCUACGGAAGUGUGUAGUUAUUCAACAGAUAGCUCUUCAUGUACUGUUUCAAGAGCUGUCUUUUGUGACAAGUUCAAUAAAAUAUGGAGUGCUUUGUAACAAA